Mirounga angustirostris (Northern elephant seal) is the source of this 267-nucleotide messenger RNA. It is a transcript of the gene PPBP, whose product is annotated as platelet basic protein. Gene Ontology annotation, biological process: defense response; immune response; chemotaxis. Lineage: Eukaryota; Metazoa; Chordata; Mammalia; Carnivora; Phocidae. Gene Ontology annotation, cellular component: extracellular region. Gene Ontology annotation, molecular function: chemokine activity. The record is from RefSeq and is a predicted model, not a curated record.
AUGGCUAAUCGAGCCACACUUUCUACCCUAGCUCAAAGUGUGGACAGGAAACAGUUCUUUGAACUUUACUGCAUGUGUAUGAAGACCAUCUCUGGCAUUCAUCCAAGUAACAUCCAAUUGGAGGUGCUCAGAACAGGACCCCAUUGUGCCAAUGUUCAAGGGAUAGCCACACUGAAGAAAGGAAAGAAAAUCUGCCUGGACCCAGAAGCUCCCAAAAUCAAGAAAAUAGUCCAGAAAAUUUUGGAAAGCGAUGGGUCAACGACUUAA